AUGGCGGAGGUUGUCGAGGAGCGCCGUUCCGGCCCCAAGUCCGUGAAGGAUGUGCCCGCCGACGAGUUCAUCAAGGCCUUCUCCGCUUACCUGAAGAAGACCGGCAAGAUCCAGCUGCCCGCCAGCGUUGACAUCAUGAAGACCGGAUCCUUCAAGGAGCUGGCCCCCUACGAUGCCGACUGGUACUACGUCCGCGCAGCUGCCAUCGCUCGCCGCGUGUACAUCAGGCAGGGUCUGGGCGUGGGUGCCUUCCGCAGGAUCUUUGGCGGUCGAUCCAACGCCAAGGGCAGCGUCGCCCCCGAGCACUUUGCCAAGGCCGCCGGCGGCGUGGUUCGCCAUGCGCUGCAGCAGCUGGAGGCCCUGGGCCUGGUAGAGAAGACCAACACCGAGAAGGGCGGUCGCAAGAUCACGCCCGAGGGCCAGCGACAGAUGGACCUGGUGGCGGCCUCCGUCAAGCUCACCCCCUUUGCGCUGCUGCUGGAGUGA
Auxenochlorella protothecoides is the source of this 486-nucleotide messenger RNA. Its product is annotated as 40S ribosomal protein S19-1. The coding region runs from base 1 to 486 and encodes 161 amino acids. NCBI's taxonomy places the organism in Eukaryota, Viridiplantae, Chlorophyta, Trebouxiophyceae, Chlorellales, Chlorellaceae. Gene Ontology annotation, cellular component: ribosome; cytosolic small ribosomal subunit. Gene Ontology annotation, biological process: ribosomal small subunit assembly; translation. The record is from RefSeq and is a predicted model, not a curated record. The transcript is spliced from 4 exons. Gene Ontology annotation, molecular function: structural constituent of ribosome; RNA binding.